Cryptomeria japonica (Japanese cedar) is the source of this 5131-nucleotide messenger RNA. RefSeq lists its product as uncharacterized. The record is from RefSeq and is a predicted model, not a curated record. Gene Ontology annotation, biological process: recombinational repair. Lineage: Eukaryota; Viridiplantae; Streptophyta; Pinopsida; Cupressales; Cupressaceae. The coding region runs from base 1431 to 4877 and encodes 1148 amino acids. The transcript has a single exon. Gene Ontology annotation, molecular function: ATP hydrolysis activity; protein binding; ADP binding.
GUUUGCUAACUUUGGCAAAUGUUUUGUCCAAGUGACCCAGCAGGAGGAGCUUGAGGAUUCUGAUUAUGAUGGUAAUACCUAUACUAGCAAAGAGAUUAGAAUCACUGUUUUGUUUGUUUGUGUUGGUAUUGGCGCUGGACAGUUGAAUGUGGGGAAUUGAGCAUGUACCUGAAUGCCCUACAGGUCCUGCUCCCGAGGACUGACUUGCUGUUCACCAUCUUGUUUUGUUUAUUCACAUGGGGGGAAGCAAGCAAAAUUUGAGCUCUGCGAAAUCAUUCAAACAAUACUAGAAUUAUCAGUGUAUGGAAUCAAAUCAUGAGCCUGUGUUUUGAAUAUGACUAUUCAAGAUUUUGGUGAGCUUUUCUAAGAAUAGAGUAUAUUAGAAUAAGAGCUCAAUGGAGAGGAGACCAGAUAUUUGAAUGCUUAAGAAAUAUAGAAUGUGAAAAAAUGAGAUCGGAGAUAUGGGUAUGGAGGUAUGCACAUUAGGUUGAUAGUUUUGAGGCACUGACAUGAGGACGUAUUAACAAUUUAACAUAAACUGAUUUCAGAUUUGAAUAUGGUGUGAGUUAUGCGUGUUGGGUGUUCAGAUGUAUGCAUUUUAUAUUUUUUUUUAAACUAGGAGUACAGAUGUGAGUGUGGCCUGAGCCAAUAACUCGUGGGAAUGCUAUCAUUAAUUUCUGAAUAGAAAGGGCUUUGGCAGUGAGAUGCACUUAUAAAAUGGGUGGAGAAUUUAAUAUAUCAAGUAUUUGAAUAUUGUGAUAUAUACAGUGAAUAUAUUCUGAUGCAUCAUGCAUACCUGUUUUGAGGUUGUGAUAAUUGAUUCAUUUAUCUAGAGAUUUAUAAUGGUGUGGAUCCAGUCGGACUUUUCUACAUGGGUGCAGAGCUAAAAACAACUGAUGCAGUCAGAGUCACUGGCAAUGGCUAGGAAGAAUGUUAAUAUUCGUUUUUGAAGAGAAAGAGAUUCGAGUAUUCAAAUACAUUAAUCAGAAGAGUAGAGAUUUGAAUAUGGAGAUAUACACAGUGAGUAUACCUACUCUGAGCAUCAUGAUUGUUUGAACUUUGAAGGUUGUGAUUAUUGAUUCAUUCAUCGUUGAAUGAUUUGGAUCCACUCAGGCUUUUGCAUAAGGGUGCAGAGCCAAAAGCAACUGCAGCAUAGUCACAGUCACCGCCACAAUCAUCAGCCUGUUCAAUGAACACAUGGGAUAUAGUCUGAAACUAUGGCUUGGGGGAUAUAAAAAAUCUCUGAAUAGAAAUAGAUUUCUGUAUAGAGAUACAUUAAAAAAAUGUCUAGAGUUUUGAAAUUUUCAUAGAUUUGAAUAUGGAGAUAUACACGGUGAACAUUGUCUGAGGCAAGUUAGUUGGGAGGUUGUGAUUAUAGGUUCAGUUAUCCAUAGAUAUUGAAUGAUUUGGAUCCACUCAGACCUUUCUACAUGGAUGCAGAACCAAAAGCAGCUACAGCGCAGUCACAGGCACAGUCAUCGGCUUCUUCUAUAUUUAGUUUAUUUAACACUUCUUCUUCCUCUUGUCCUCCUUUUUCUUCAUCGUCUUCUUCUUUUGCUAUUGAUCUUAGCACUUCCUCUCCAUCCAAAAGCAGGCCCACACUGAAGCCAUUAACUGUGAGGUUCUCAGAUUUCCAUCCAUCGACAAAUUCAUCAUCAAUAUCUUCCCAUAAGUUUUCAUGUCCACUGCCACCUAACUUAUCAGAUUCAAGCCUUUACAACUCACCCACGAACAUCUCCCCUGCAUCAUCAGCCUUUGUUUCAGCCACCCAGUCCCCAUUUCUAUCCCCUCGCCUUGUGUUGCCUACUGAUUGUUCGGCUUUACAGUCUCCCAAUUUAUCAGCCCUAUUGCAAUUGCCUGAUAAUUCUGCUUCACAGUCCCCUUUUUUGACCCCCUGUGAUUCGGGGCUUCUACAAUUACCCAGUGAUGUUGAUCAGCAGGAGCAGCAACAAGAACAGCGGCAGCAAAUACAACAUCAGCAGCAACAACAACAUUCCCCUUUGUCACACUCUGCUUCGCAUUCAGACGACAUUCCAAGCUGUUCAUACACACCUCCAGCUGAAGAUCAUUGCAACCAGCUAGCAAAUUAUGUGUUUGAAGACUUCUCAGAGGAUAUCCACAAGUCCAAAGCCCAGGUAGGAUCUGAUCAUGCCCCUCCUCGUGUAUCAUUUUCUUUUCCAGCACCUAGGACAUCUUUUGCAAAAGGGCCCAUGUCCCCUGCUUCCUCAGGCAGGCUGAGGAGCUGUGAUGUCUACAUUGGGAUCCAUGGCCAAAGCUCCUCGCUGCUCAGGUUCUCCAAGUGGCUUCAUGCCGAGCUCGAGCUUCAGGGGAUAGCCUGCUUUGCAGCAGACCGGAGCCGUUAUUCAGAUAGUCAAAGCCAUGACAUUGCAGAUAGGAUCAUCUGUUCUGCAACUUUUGGAGUUGUUAUUAUAACCAAGAACACAUUUCUUAACCCUUUUGGCAUAGAGGAAAUCCGGUUGUUUCUGCAGAGGAAGAAUUUGGUUCCCAUAUUUUUUGACAUUAAACAGUUGGACUGCACGGCCAAGGAUAUCAUUGAGAAGAAGGGAGAAAUCUGGGAGAAGCAAGGGGGUGAAUUGUGGAGGCUCUUUGCGGGGCAGGAAAAAGAAUGGAAGGAAGCAGUUGAAGGACUUAGCAGGAUGCAAGAUUGGAAACUAGAGGCUUGCAAUGGGAAUUGGAGGAACUGCAUUUUGAGGGCUGUUAGUUUGUUGGGCACUAAACUUGGCAGGAAGUCAGUUGCAGAGAGGGAGAGAGUGAAAAAGGAAAGAGCAGAAGGGGAAGAAUUUCCUUUCCCAAGGAACAAUGGGUUUGUGGGAAGGCAAAAGGAAUUGAAUGAAAUUGAGAACAUUUUAUUUGGGAGGGCUGCUGAUGAAGAAGAGGAUUUCCAAUUAUGUCGCAUUGGAAAAUAUGGGCAAGAGGGUGCAGAGAGCUUCGAGCCUAGAAGAAGAAGUGAUGCAGAUAACUGGGCUAGAUUAGGUUUUAAUGAAGGUUAUACAGAAAGGCGAAAGAGUGAAUCAGAUAAAUGGGUUUGGCAGGAAGGUAAGAAGGAGGCAGACACACUCAAACAUAAAGGAAGAGGGCAUAUAGAGACAAAGAGAUGCAAAGAACCAACCUUGGAAGCAUGGAUUGAACCACCUCUGGAGCUCAUAAACAAAGGAAGAAGUCCACCAAAAUUGCGUUUGAAGCCAAAGUCAACACAAAGAGCAAAACAUGGGCAUAAGCAUAAGGAGCAGAACAAUAGAUCAGAAGCUGUAAACCUGAUAUAUGGGAGUGGGAUUGUCUGCAUCUGUGGAGUUUCAGGAAUCGGUAAGACUGAAUUGGCUCUGGAAUUUGCUUACAGAUUCUCUCAGCGGUACAGAAUGGUGUUGUGGGUGGGAGGUGAAUCCAAAUAUUUCCGUCAAAAUUUCCUGAAUUUGUCAUUGGUUUUAGGUCUGGAUGUCAGUACAGACACCCAAAUUAGUCCCGAGAAGGGUAGGGUGAAGACUUUUGAGGAACAGGAAUAUGAAGCCUUCCAAAGAGUCAGGAGAGAAUUGCUAAGAGAUGUGCCUUAUUUGCUUGUCAUAGAUAAUUUGGAAAGUGAGAUGGAUUGGUGGGAUAGCAGAGACAUUUUGGAGUUGCUUCCUCGUAUCAAUGGAGCCACUCAUGUAAUAAUAACCACUAGACUUUCCCAGGUAAUGAACUUUGAGCCACUAGAGUUAUCAUACCUAUCAAAAGUUGAGGCAAUGUUUCUGAUGAAAGGGAAGAGGGAUUUCCCUUCACAGGAGUUGGAUGCAUUGAGAAGCAUAGAGGAGAAAUUGGGUCGAUUGACUUUUGGUUUGGGAAUUGUUGGAGCAAUGCUAUCAGAGCUUUCAAUUGCACCUUCUGCGCUAUUGGAGGCUAUCAAUAAGGUGCCCUUACGAGAUCUGACAUGGACUGCGAGAGAUGAUCCAACAUUGAAGAAUAACCCAUCCCUUGUGCAGCUUCUAGGUCUAAGUUUCUCCAUUAUUAACCAUGCAAAUAGACCAAGGGAUCUGGCAUCUAGAAUGGCUUGGGUUGGAGGAUGGUUUGCACCUGCUCCAAUCCCCAUUUCUUUGUUAGCUUCUGCAGCCCACAAGGUUUCUGCCCAAAGAAAUGGUAUGUAUCUGUGGAAAAAGUGUGCAAAAUUCUUAUGCUGCUGUUGUCUAACUUCUCAAACUAGGAGAUCGGAAGCAGAAGCUGUUUCUUUGCUACUUAGAUUUGGCAUUGUGAAAAGAACAAGCAGGCAAGGAUGGAUUCAGUUUCAUGAGAUAAUUCAGCUAUAUGCCAGGAAGAAAGGAGGUAUUCCUGCUGCCAAGGCAAUGGCCCAAGGGAUCAGGAAGAAAGGGAUUGUUUCUCUCCAUCCUGAACAUUUUUGGGCAGCUUGUUUCCUUUUAUUUGGAUUUGGAAAUGAGCCAAUGAUGGUAGAAUUCAAAGCAAUGGAACUGAUUUCCUUCAUCAAGAAAGGGGUUCUUCCACUUGCAGUCCGUUCCUUCACAGCAUUUUCUAGAUGUCAUGCUUCCAUAGAGCUCUUAAGACUUUGUACCAAUGCAUUAGAGGAAGUCGAGAAGUCCUUUGUGUCCCAGAUUCAGGAUUGGUGUGACAAAUCUCUGUGUUGGAGAAAGGGAAAUAAUUCCAAUUAUAAAGUAGAUGAAUAUGUCUGGCAGGAUGUUACCCUGUUGAAAGCUCUACUUCUAGAAACCCGAGCAAAGUUAAUGCUAAGAGGAGGGCAAUUUGAUGCUGGUGAAGAGCUUUGCAGAACCUGUAUCAGUAUCAGGACUGUGAUGUUGGGACAUGAUCAUCCUCAAACAUUAGCUGCCCAAGAGACGCUAGCCAAGGUAGUCAGGUACAGAAGUAAAAUGUAGCUUAGUUUAUUUGGCAAUGUACACAGUUGUUGGAUUGUUGCAGCUGUAAUUAAAGAUAGCUACUCUAAUUUUGGCAAUAACUUGAGAGCAGAUAGCAUCCAAUGUGUUCUUUGAUUAUUUUUUUUAUUUGAUGAUACCGCAUACAUAUACAUUGAAUAGAGUCUGUUACAGGAAAAUUUCUCACAGCUUUUCAAUCCACAGUGUUUACUUACGAAGUUUCGAACUGCUAUUGAGAACACAAAUUUUCUGUUUAA